AUGCGCCGGCAAGCUCUUUUUCCAACGCUGGAAAUUCAAAGAAGAUGAAGUGAGCGAAACUCAAACAAGUCCGUUUGGCGUUUUUCCGUCAACAAACAAAGUUGGUGGGUUUUUUUAUUUCUCCAUUCGGUUGCUCAUACGUCGAACGGUCGACAAACCUCGCUGUCUCAUCACGUCAGCGUACAACCGAGCCCCUCGGAUACCAAGAAGCUGUAUAAAGUGGAAGGUUAGCAUCAGGCUAACCACGCUAACGUUACCAAUGAGUGCCGGAAGGUUCCUAACUUCUAAAAGCUGCCGGUGCAAAGUCUCGGUGAACCGGGGUAAGGAGCACCCAGCUCCCAGAGGGGCCAACCGGGUGCUGGCUGGCAGAAACCCGGCAGUUGUGGCGGUGGGAGCCUGGGUGGAGGCCGGACAAGACUUUGUGCAGCACCCGUCGGCCCUGGCUUUGCUUACUGAGGAGAUCCAGGCAGAAAAGAGGAGGGAGGCCGAAGAAAGUCUUCAGCGAUUUCAAGAUGAAGUUCGCCAUCGUGUGGCACAGCAAGCUCAGGACCGCAAGAAGAGACUGCAGCGUCAGACUGACUCAGAGGUGAAACCACACGGAAGAGUCCUACAGCAGCAGCAUCAGGUCUGGACUCGGCGUGUGUCUGCUGGCGAGAGGCUGAUGUCUGCGGGAGGUGCUGCACAACAAAGGGUGACUGAUAGGAGCUCUCAACAGUCUAAAGGAGGCAUGAGGCAGGUCCGACUCAGACUGGCCGCCUGUCGGAUCAUCCCGCAUGGGGAAAUGACGUCCGAGCUUUCCGGAGGCGAAUGGAACAUCUCCCCAACCAGACAUACUGGAACUCGCGUGCUAAGAGCAGAACAAGAAGUGGAAGAGCAGGAGUAUGUUGAGGAAGAGGAGAAUGAUCAUUUCUUCUCUGGUCAACAUGAAUGUCCCCUCGUGCAGCAGAAGAUGAGUGGACCUACCAUGUGGGAUUCUGAGAAACCGCAGUCUCCUGCUUUCAAGUCCGACGCCGGAGUCCCACAGGCCCUGUGGCCUCUUAUCGACCAAGAAGAACUGAAAAGACAGCGUCAGUCUCAGUUCCUGAUGCACCGACGUCUGUACAUGAACAUUGAGAGAGAGCAAAUCAAGGAGAACAAACAGAACAGGAAACACCUGAAGAGGACGAGAAGGAUCAAAGCCGAGAAAGAACAGGUUCGUCUGGAGGAAGAGCGGAGGUUGGAGAGGGAUCGGCGGCUCGCGGAAGCCAAGCGGAAGCUGGAGGAGAGGGAGCUGCUGAUCCUGGAGCGUCUGAAGCUUGAGGAGGAGAGAGAAGAGCAUCUGCAGAGAAGGAGAAGAAGAGAGGAGAAAGGGAAAGUAGCUGUGAGGUACAUUGAAGCUCUCAGAGCUCAGAUGAAGGAGCGACUGUCUCAGGAGAAGCUGGAGCCUCCUCCUCUCUGCUGCUGCGCGUCGUCUUUCUGGGACUCCCACCCCGACACCUGCGCUAACAACUGCGUGUUCCACAACAAUCCCAAAGCGUACGCCAAGGCGUUACAAUCAACAAUGCUGAGUUUGGAGUUACACUAAAGGCAGCUGAUCUCUCUUCGUCAAACAAAGUCAGAUGAGAAGGCUGGUGUCAGUUUUGUCUCCCUCCAUGAUGUGUGCAUAUGAGUCAAGAUGAGGUGGAUUCCAAUAAUGUUGUGCAGGCUUUCAUGUUUUCCACGACGGACUGAGGUUUCAUGGAACAUUUUGAAAAGACAUUGACUCAGAGAUCAGGAAUCAGGAUUAUGUAUCUUAAAGACUUCGGUGAUCCACUGACUUUUACCUCUGGCCUUUUUAUCAGUUUUUACUAUACUGAUACUGAGUACUGAUGACAAACGCUAAUGUAAGAAUCACACAACUGUAUUUAUAGAUAAAUGCUGAUUCAUUUACUGAUGUUCGUCUUGAAUCGUAUUUGUUUUGAUGAGGAUCUUAACUCAUCUGCAGGUUGAGAAUGGCUGUAUAUUAUAAUAAUAAUAAUAAUAAAACUCUGACGGGGAACAUUUGUAUUUUU
This is a messenger RNA of Gasterosteus aculeatus aculeatus (three-spined stickleback), 2030 nucleotides long. RefSeq names its product coiled-coil domain containing 15 (gene ccdc15). Gene Ontology annotation, cellular component: centrosome. NCBI's taxonomy places the organism in Eukaryota, Metazoa, Chordata, Actinopteri, Perciformes, Gasterosteidae. The record is from RefSeq and is a predicted model, not a curated record.